Messenger RNA from Elephantulus edwardii (Cape elephant shrew), 1746 nucleotides. RefSeq names its product cytidine monophosphate-N-acetylneuraminic acid hydroxylase-like. The coding region runs from base 1 to 1746 and encodes 581 amino acids. Gene Ontology annotation, molecular function: 2 iron, 2 sulfur cluster binding. The transcript has 13 exons. NCBI's taxonomy places the organism in Eukaryota, Metazoa, Chordata, Mammalia, Macroscelidea, Macroscelididae. The record is from RefSeq and is a predicted model, not a curated record.
AUGUUUACCUUUUUCAAAAGCAUUGAACAAACAACUGAGAUCCUAUUAUGCCUAUCACCUGCUGAAGCUGGCAAUCUCAAGGAAGGAAUCAAUUUUUUGCAAAAUAAGAGCACUGGCAAAAGCUACAUCCUCUACAAGAAUAAAAGCUGUCUGAAGGCAUGCAAGAACCUGUGCAAGCAUCAAGGUGGCCUUUUCAUAAAGGACAUCGAGGACUUAGAUGGAAGGUCUGUUAAAUGUACAAAGCACAACUGGAAGUUAGAUGUAAGCACCAUGAAAUAUGUCAACCCUCCAGGAAGCUUCUGCCAAGAUGAACUGGUUGUUGAGACAGAUGAAAAAAAUGGACUGUUGCUAUUAGAACUGAGUCCUCCUAACCCUUGGGAUUCAGACCCCAGAACAGCUAAAGAUUUGGCUUUUGGAGAAGUGCAGGUAACAUACCUCACUCAUGCCUGCAUGGAUCUCAAACUGGGAGAUAAGAGGAUGGUGUUUGACCCUUGGCUAACUGGUCCUGCUUUUGCCCGAGGAUGGUGGUUGCUCCAUGAACCUCCCUCUGAUUGGCUGGAUAGGCUUUGCCAAGCUGACCUGAUUUACAUCAGCCACAUGCACUCAGACCACCUGAGUUAUCCCACCCUGAAGAAGCUGGCAAAGAGAAGACCAGAUAUUCCCAUUUAUGUUGGAAACACUGAAAGACCUGUAUUUUGGAAUCUGAAUCAGAGUGGUGUCCAGUUGACCAAUAUCAAAGUUGUGCCAUUUGGAAUAUGGCAGCAGGUAGACAAAAAUCUCCGAUUCAUGAUCUUGAUGGAUGGUGUUCAUCCAGAGAUGGAUACUUGCAUUAUUGUGGAGUACAAAGGUCAUAAAAUACUCAAUACAGUGGACUGCACCAGACCCAAUGGAGGGAGGUUGCCUAUGAAAGUUGACCUCAUGAUGAGUGAUUUUGCUGGAGGAGCUUCUGGCUUUCCAAUGACUUUCAGUGGUGGAAAGUUUUCUGAGGAAUGGAAAGCCCAGUUCAUUAAAACAGAAAGGAAGAAGCUCCUCAACUACAAGGCUCGUCUGGUGAAGGACUUGCAACCCCGCAUUUACUGUCCUUUUGCUGGAUACUUUGUGGAAUCUCACCCAUCAGACAAGUAUAUCAAGGAAACGAACCUAAAAAAUGACCCGAAUGAACUCAACAAUCUUAUUAAGAAAACUUCAGAUGUGGUAACAUGGACUCCAAGACCGGGAGCCACUCUUGAUCUGGGCAGGAUGCUGAAAGAUCCAACUGACAGCAAGGGCAUCAUAGAUCCUCCAGAAGGAACUAAAAUUUACAAGGAUUCCUGGGAUUUUGAACCAUACUUAAGAAUCUUGAGUACUUCCAUAGAAGAUGAAAUAUUUCUUCACUCAUCCUGGAUAAAAGAGUACUUCACUUGGGCUGGAUUUAAGGACUAUAACCUUGUGAUCAGGAUGAUUGAGACAGAUGAGAACUUCAACCCUUACCCUGGAGGAUACGACUAUUUGGUUGACUUUCUGGAUUUAUCUUUUCCAAAGAAAAGGCCAAGGCGGGAACAUCCUUAUGAAGAAAUCCGGAGCCGAGUGGAUGUCAUGAGGCACGUGGUGAAAAACGGUCUACUCUGGGAUGACUUGUAUAUAGGGUUCCAGACCCGACUCCAGCGGGAUCCUGACAUAUACCAUCAUCUGUUUUGGAACCAUUUUCAGAUAAAACUCCCCCUCACACCACCCAACUGGAGGUCCUUCCUGAUGCACUGUGGGUAG